Molecule: messenger RNA, 629 nt
Organism: Notothenia coriiceps (black rockcod)
Lineage: Eukaryota; Metazoa; Chordata; Actinopteri; Perciformes; Nototheniidae
Product: interferon-induced, double-stranded RNA-activated protein kinase-like
Exons: 4
Coding region: 174-629 (151 amino acids)
Biological process (GO): siRNA processing; regulation of regulatory ncRNA processing
Cellular component (GO): RISC-loading complex; nucleus; cytoplasm
Molecular function (GO): siRNA binding; double-stranded RNA binding
Source: RefSeq, a predicted model, not a curated record
AACGAGGAAAUCGAAACUUAAUUGUAUCAAGAGUGAGCUGAAUAGAAAAAGAGCACAGAUAUACGCAGGACUGCAGGAGAGACAAGGCUGGAAUGGGGCAUAAACAAGUAUUGUUGGAUUGAACACAGUUGUAUGUAAUCUAAGAUCAAAUUUAGACGGUUAAAUCAUUCAAGAUGGAAAGUAAGAAUUAUGUCGCAAGACUCAACGAGUACGCACACAAAAAAAGAUUUAGUCUGAAAUACAGGGAGUCUCCAUCUGAUGGCCCAGACCACUGCAAAACAUUCACCCAGAGUGUAGUCCUGAAUGGUAAAGACUAUCCUGAAGGUGUGGGGAAGACGAAAAAGGAAGCCAAGCAAGAUGCUGCUAAAAAUGCCCUGAGAGACUUGUCAGAGGGCACAAAUCAGACUGCAGAUGAUAAUUACAACCCUACAUCAGCUCAACAAAAAAAGGAACUAAUCCAAAAGGAUUCUGAUAUCUGUAAUAAGACAAGAAGCCUCAGUGUCAACUCUCAGGACAACAGCUCUGAACAGAAUUUCAUUGGAUUAAUUAACCACUACUGUCAGACAAAAAACCGCUGCCAUUCAUUCGUUGAAGUGAAGAGAGACGGUCCAGCUCAUAUUCCUCAGUGA